GUGUAUCGAUGGAGCAAGUAGAAAUGCUUCUUGCGCAGGCGCGAGGAUUGAGCCACGAGCAUCUCAAGGCUUCAAUCCAUCGAGGGUUUUGUGAAUUUUGGGGGGAUUUUUCGAUGGGAGGCUUGAGGUGAGGAGCGGAUCUGACAUGCUGAAUUCGAAAGCAGUAAUUUGAUAAAGACUCCAGGCCGUGAGAGCCAUGGCUGGGGAUCCUGAGAAGCGAUUUGAACGGGCGAUGGGCCGCCUCUUUUCAACAACCAAGUCUUCGACUUCGCCACCCGCCCCCGCUGCCAGUUCAGCGGGAGCUUCUACCCCAUCACGCAUCAGCAACAUGGCUAGUGUAGAUCGACGGGGACAAACCAGGGCAGUCACACCUUUAUCGACCCCGAGUUCACGACCUCCUCGAGCAGCCGUUAGCACCAGCACCCCAGGUCAUGGUUCUGCACAGACAUUUUGCCGACCUUGGGAUCGGGGAGACCUUCUCAGACGUCUUGCAACCUUCAAGUCUAUCACUUGGUUUGGCAAACCGCAGGUGGCAGGUCCUGUAGCUUGCGCCAGAAGAGGUUGGGUGAAUGUAGACAUAGAUCUUCUUGCGUGCGAGGGAUGUGGUGCACGUCUAAGUUUUCCGGUGCCUCCCUCGUGGACGAGAACACAAGUUGAUAGUGCAGCAGAAGCAUUCGGGGAGCAGCUGGAAUCAGGACACAAAGCUUUGUGUGCUUGGAAGGGCAAUGCUUGUUCAGAGAGUCUUGCUCUCUUUCCUCCUACUCCGCUUCCCGAUCUUGUUGGAGGCUAUAAUGAUCGCUGCGAGGCUAUUUUACAACUUUCUGCACUUCCGGUCAUCUCCAGUACCGCAGUCGAUGUCCUCAAGGUUUCCAGAGGGUCACAGGUGGAGAACAUACUUGCUCAGCCUCCUCCAUUAGCUAGCGGGUUUCCGUAUGAGAACGAAAGAUACGUCUCUGGUGCCGAGUCUGGAGAGAAAUCAGAAACUGGUUACAGUUACAACGGGUUCUAUCAGGCACAGAGAUUGAUCGCUCUUUGUGGUUGGGAGCCUCGGCUCCUCCCUUACACAGUAGACUGUGAGGAGCGUACCGCGCCUUCGACAAGAACCUUCCGCUCAGUUGGUUUUUCUGAUGAAAUGAAAGCUCGAACGAUCCGAGAUCCGGGCCCUAGCGUGUUACUGGUAUCCAGAGGGGAGAGAGUGGAUGAGAAACAAGACACCGAUGGCUUCAAAGCCAGCCCUGAGAAGAAAUGCGACCCCGCUUCAGCUGUUCUGGACUGCAACCUGUGCGGAGCAAGUGUUGGAUUGUGGGGAUUCUCCACAAUUCCUCGUCCUUCAGCAAUCAUGGGUUCUGUUUUGGCAGACAUGCCAGUGACACCCAAAAGUUUCCCAAAUACACCGAUGUGCGGUGCGAGUGCAGCUAGUGGGAUCCAUGGAGGUAGUGGGCUACGUCAUCGAGGGAAACAGCCUGCAGAACAGCAAGAGGAAGCUGGUGAGGCCACUACAACUCCUGUUCGUGUAAGACCCUCUUCUCGAGGAGUGCUGGACUUGAGUCUCACAAUUGCUGGGGGUCCUCCACCCACCCAGCUAAGCUCUCCCGCCAUGAUACCUCCAACCUUUGGCCCCAUUCCCGCGUUUCAGCCUAGAUUCGGACAAGCGGAGGCCAGCGAAAUGGGCGAUUGGGUGGCAUCGUAUGAAUCUCGAGGUCCACAGGUCCGGGAUCAUGGUGCUCAUCAGGUUGGUAGCACAGUGGAUACCUCAAAUGGUAGACCAUUACCAGCUGAUAGUGCUGAAGGCACUGUUGUGGACCACAACAUGGAUGAUGGUGAGGUAGGCAAGGGGGCUGAUUCUCUUAAACGUAAGCGGAGAACAGAUAGCUCUGCCGUAGAUCAAUUUUCACAGGGAGCUGCUGUUACGUCCGGAGCUGCCAAUGCCAAUGUAGAAGUAGAGCCCGAAGUUCAAGGUACUCUUCGUAAGAGGAACAAGAGAGCACAAGGUGCGCUUAUGUUUGCAAGGCAGGAUCCGCGAGAUUUUCCUCGUUCCUCCUCGGUGAACGCGAUAGACACUUAUUAUACCCAGAAGCAGGAAAACUCUAUGGAGAGUGUAGAGAAUCAUCGUGAAGAUAGUGAUGGGCAUGAAACAGCAGCGAGUGGUGAGACCCACGAUCUAGUGGAUCAAGUCGAAGGAACCGAGACAGUUGUGCAGGCUCAGCAUAGUGGCUGUAGAGAAGCAGGGAGUGGAAGAAGUGUUCAACCUGUAGAACCAGGUCUCAGUAAGAGUGAUGAAGUGGGGUGUGAUGAAGGGGCUGAAACGAAUGUAGCUGUUAUCAGUACUGGAACAGGUACUGGUGGAGGAGCUAGUGUAGCGAUGGGGGGUGGAAGCGUAGGGAUGGAGGGCAGUCAUGAGGCUGAACUACAGGGAGAAGUGAAUGGUGCUGAUUUCUCUGUGCAUCGGACACACAGUGUUGCUGGUGAGGCAGAAUUUGUGACUGAAGUGAAUGAGAAUCAGGGUUUGAUGGGAGAGUUCGUUCCUGACCGAGGCUUGAUGGGUGAAUCUGUGGCAGAGGACGCAGAAAAGGCAGACCUCCGCGAUGCACGUGGAGAUAGUCACGAAGUUAUGCUUGCAAGUGGACCCGGUAAACGACGAUCGAAAGCAAAAGGUCCGACCGAAGGUGAAUCUGGAGAGAGUAGAGGGAAGAGAAUUUGUGUCGAUGAUCGGGACCAGACUGACGACGAAGGCACCGUGGACACUACGAAGGCUGUUAUCUUUCAUGGUGACAGUGCCCUGGAAAAAGAGGCUACAGAUGGGCACAUGGCAGCUGGAAAUGCUGAUGAAGACAAUGGUUGCACUACGGUGAAUGGACCAGGACGAGGUUUGGAGGAAAUGAGGAUCUGGGAGACCGAGACUGGAGAAUUCGAUCCGAUCAGGCAGCAUCGUCAUUUCUGCCCUUGGGUGAAUGUACAGGUUGCUGCGGCGGCUAGUAGCAGUAGUUCUGCAGCGUGUGGCUGGCAGUUGACCGUGGAUGCCAUACACACGUCUCAACCUGGUGGUCUUGCGGAAACAGAGUCCACCGCUUCUAUGUAUAAAGCAGAUCCUUUGCUUUCCGUCCGCAAGAUGCUGGGUACAUCUCCCUCCAAGUUAUCACCACCCAAGCAGCAAACAAGCCGUCUUGUGACAUGAUUAGCACUUGAUAAUGGAAGAAAGUCAAAAGUGGUACGCAUGUGCUUUCAGAUUGCUGCUCUGCAGGUGGCAGUAUCUGAGUAGGUAAUGUGCGUCUCGAUCUACCUUUCAUGAUGAUUAUAUCCAGAUUGUAGCGAUUUGCCGUCUCCAAACAGGAGUCUAUUGUACUUUUUCAAAUUAUGUUGAAUUGGCUUCUAAAAUAAGUCAUGAAAAGAGGCUGCCCAUUAUGCUUUCUAUUCAAGAGAAGAUUGUAGUGUACUAGGUUACGUGCAUCUACUUGUAGAGAAGCAAGGCAAUUUUGGUACUUAGUUCAGUACGAUUUGGGUUCAGAAGGCCCAGGUCCAUGUAUACCUUUCAUUUAGCUUCAACGCUUCUGUAAACAGAUCACGAGAUUCUGUAAUGUAUUGACGUUGUCCUAGUGACGUCGAGCAUUUGAAGUUUCGUCCACUAUGCCACUUCAUCCUCGGUAUUGUUUUGGUUUUGAGGCGUAAUCCCACGAGUUGCUGUGUGAUUGUUGGGUGGCAUUCCACGUGGCUGAUUCGUCAACGAUCAGUGGAAGAUCAGGCCUUGGUCUGUUUAUUUGUGACCUGAUUUUUGCCUCAAGCACUUUUAAUUCGCCCCAUAAGGCCAGUCGAAGAUGCUUGUUAUUAUAGAUUGAGCAAAGGAGUAGCAACAAGUGAUAAAUUGGUUAUGCCUACGGUGUACGCCAUGUUGCCAUAUUUACCUCAUGGGUAUAUUGAACCAGA
This is a messenger RNA of Marchantia polymorpha subsp. ruderalis, 3921 nucleotides long. Lineage: Eukaryota; Viridiplantae; Streptophyta; Marchantiopsida; Marchantiales; Marchantiaceae. The record is from the annotation of a GenBank genome assembly.